AUGACAACGAGUGCUGCCAUUCGUUGCGCCGUCGCGACGCCGCGCGCGGGACCGUCUCGGCGUCGGCUCACCCGCCGCCGCGCGGCGGCGGCGGACGACGAACCGGUUCCCCCGGGAUGCGCGAGAUACGCGGUGGAACUGAAGAAACCGCUCGGCAUGUUUCUGGCGAACGAUAAAAAUGGAAAUAUUUUUGUCGAAGAACUCGUGCCCGGCGGUGCGGCCGAGCAGAGCGGCCUGAUUAGCGUGGGUGAUAGAUUAAUCGCUACGUCGGCGAUCGUGUUCAACAGCGAAAUGGACUACGGCGGAGUGAGCGUUAAAAAAGGCGAAGAGCAAAUCAGAUUUUCCACUCGUGGAGAGUCGUUCGACGUCGUUAUGGCGGCUAUCUCUACGUGGCCCGCGCCUCGAAAGAUGAAGCUCGAGUUCCAGCGUUGCGACGACGAAGAAUCGUCUUGA
Ostreococcus lucimarinus CCE9901 is the source of this 453-nucleotide messenger RNA. RefSeq lists its product with no specific name. Gene Ontology annotation, molecular function: protein binding. The coding region runs from base 1 to 453 and encodes 150 amino acids. The transcript has a single exon. The record is from RefSeq and is a predicted model, not a curated record. NCBI's taxonomy places the organism in Eukaryota, Viridiplantae, Chlorophyta, Mamiellophyceae, Mamiellales, Bathycoccaceae.